AGCGGCCGCGCUCAACAUGGCGGAAGAGGAGGUGGCCAAGUUGGAAAAACACUUGAAGCUUCUUCGCCAAGAGUAUGUCAAGCUGCAGAAGAAAUUGGCAGAUACAGAAAGGAAAUAUAACCUGUUGGCUGCCCAGUCAAACCGAGGGAGUGCCGAUGACUCCUUCAUCACUCGCCUUCUUGCCAUUGUAGCAGAGCUGUAUGAGCAGGAGCAGUAUAGUGAUCUGAAGAUAAAAGUUGGAGACAAGCGCAUCAGUGCUCACAAAUUUGUGUUGGCGGCCCGCAGUGAGGCUUGGAGUCUAGCCAACUUAAUGUUGACUGAGGAACUGGAUCUGUCAGAUGCUGACCCUGAGGUGACCGUGGCAAUGCUGCGAUGGAUCUACACAGAUGAGUUAGAGCUGAAAGAAGAUGAUGUUUUCUUGACAGAACUGAUGAAACUAGCUAAUCGGUUUCAGCUACAGCUCCUUAGGGAAAGAUGUGAAAAAGGUGUCAUGUCGCUUGUAAAUGUCAGGAACUGCAUUCGUUUCUAUCAGACGGCGGAGGAGCUGAAUGCUAGCACUCUACUGAACUACUGUGCUGAGAUAAUAGCUAGUCACUGGGAUGACCUGAGGAAAGAGGACUUCAGCAGCAUGAGCGCUCAGCUAUUGUAUAAAAUGUUCAAAUCCAAGACUCAGUAUCCUUUGCAUAAAGCUAUUAAAGUGGAGAGAGAAGAUGUAGUCUUCCUGUACCUUAUUGAGAUGGAUUCACAGCUGCCUGGGAAGCUGAACGAAUUGGAUAAGAACGGAGACCUUGCUUUAGAUCUAGCCCUCUCACAAAGAUUGGAGGGCAUUGCAACCACGUUGGUCAACUACAAAGCUGAUGUGGAUAUGGUGGACAAGAAAGGCUGGAGUCUAUUGCACAAAGCCAUCCAGAGAGGAGAUAAAUUUGCUGCCAACUUUCUCAUUAAAAAUGGUGCCCGUGUGAAUGCUGCUACGCUGGGAGACCAGGAGACUCCUCUGCACCUUGUGGCCUCAUACAGCCCCAAGAAGCACUUAACAGAUGUAAUGUCAGAGAUGGCACAGAUUGCAGAGUCCCUCUUGCGGGCUGGAGCCAAUCCAAACAUGCAAGAUGGCAAAGGAAGGACCCCAUUGCAUGCAUCAAUUGCUGUUAGGAAUGAACCUGUAUUCAGUCAACUUCUCCAGUGCAAACAACUGGACUUGGAACUGAAGGAUCAUGAGGGAAGUGCAGCUCUGUGGCUUGCAGUUCAAUAUAUCACAGUGUCAUCUGACCAGUCUGUAAACCCUUUUGAGGAUACCCCUGUUGUGAAUGGAACAUCGUUUGAUGAGAAUAGCUUUGCAGCAAGACUCAUCCAGCGAGGCAGCAAUACAGAUGCACCAGACACAGUAACAGGAAACUGUUUGCUGCAAAGGGCUGCAGGAGCAGGUAAUGAGGCAGCUGCGCUCUUCCUGGCAACACAUGGGGCAAAAGUCAACCACCAGAACAAAUGGGGGGAAACUCCACUGCAUACAGCCUGUCGACAUGGCCUGGCAAACCUCACAGCAGAGCUUCUGCAACAAGGAGCCAAUCCUAAUAUCCAGACCACAGAAGCGAUACCCAGUCAUAAGGAUGCAUCCUUGUCCACAGCAGCAGAUAAUGUCCAUCUGCAAACUCCCCUUCAUAUGGCUAUUGCCCAUAACCACCCAGAUGUGGUAUCGGUCAUAUUGGAACAAAAAGCUAAUGCCCUUCACGCAACCAACAACUUGCAGAUCAUUCCUGACUUUAGUCUCAAGGACUCAAGAGAUCAGACAGUAUUGGGGUUAGCAUUAUGGACAGGUAUGCACACAAUAGCAGCUCAGCUGCUUGGGUCUGGGGCAUCCAUUAAUGACACCAUGUCAGAUGGACAGACUCUGCUACACAUGGCAAUACAGAGACAGGAUAGCAAGAGUGCACUUUUUCUGUUGGAACACCAGGCUGAUAUCAAUGUCAGGACCCAGGAUGGGGAGACUGCCCUCCAGCUUGCUAUAAAAAAUCAGCUUCCCCUUGUGGUUGAUGCUAUUUGUACCAGAGGAGCUGACAUGUCUGUGCCAGACGAGAGGGGGAAUCCUCCACUGUGGCUGGCCCUGGGAAACAACCUCAAAGAUAUUGCAUCAACUCUGGUCCGACAUGGUUGUGAUGCAACGUGCUGGGGUCCAGGGCCAGGUGGAUGCCUACAGACUCUUUUGCACAGAGCCAUUGAUGAAAACAAUGAACAAAUAGCAUGCUUCCUUAUACGCAGUGGCUGUGAUGUGAAUAGCUCAAGAAAGCCAAGUGCUAAUGGAGAAGGAGAAGAGGAAGCUCAUGAUGCACAAACCCCCUUGCACUUGGCGGCUUGCUGGGGGCUGGAAGAGGGGGUACAGUGCCUUCUAGAAUUUGGUGCCAAUGUAAAUGCACAGGAUGCAGAAGGAAGAACUCCAAUCCAUGUUGCCAUUAGCAACCAACAUGAUGUUAUUAUUCAGCUGAUGAUUUCACACCCAGAUAUUAGAUUGAAUGUGCGUGAUCGACAAGGCAUGACCCCGUUUGCGUGUGCUAUGACCUACAAGAAUAACAAGGCAGCCGAGGCAAUCCUGAAGCGGGAGCCUGGAGCUGCUGAGCAGGUGGAUAAUAAAGGUCGAAACUUCCUCCACAUAGCUGUUCAGAACUCUGACAUUGAGAGUGUGCUCUUCCUAAUCAGUGUCCAGGCCAAUGUAAACUCUCGGGUCCAGGAUGCCUCCAAACUGACACCUCUACAUCUAGCUGUGCAGGCAGGCUCGGAAAUCAUUGUGCGCAAUCUGCUUCUUGCAGGAGCAAAAGUGAAUGAGCUGACCAAACACCGUCAGACUGCUCUCCAUUUAGCAGCUCAGCAGGACCUUCCCACAAUUUGUUCUGUCCUUCUUGAGAAUGGCGUAGACUUCGCAGCUGUAGAUGAAAAUGGAAAUAAUGCUCUGCAUCUCGCAGUGAUGCAUGGUCGUCUGAAUAAUAUUCGUGUCCUUCUGACAGAAUGCAACGUGGAUGCAGAAGCCUUUAAUCUCAGAGGUCAGUCACCGAUGCACAUUCUGGGACAGUAUGGGAAAGAUAAUGCAGCAGCCAUCUGUGAGCUCUUCUUGGAAUGUAUGCCAGAAUACCCUCUAGACAAACCCGAUGCUGAAGGAAACACAGUGCUUCUGCUGGCCUAUAUGAAGGGAAAUGCUAACCUAUGCCGCGCUAUAGUGAGAGCUGGGGCUCGUCUCGGAGUUAACAAUAAUCAAGGAGUCAAUAUCUUCAACUACCAAGUUGCUACAAAACAGCUUCUAUUUAGACUCCUGGACAUGCUGACAAAAGAACCUCCCUGGUGUGAUGGCUCCAACUGCUACGAAUGCACUGCCAAGUUUGGGGUCACGACAAGGAAGCAUCACUGCCGGCACUGUGGACGUCUGCUUUGCCAUAAAUGCUCCACGAAGGAAAUUCCCAUCAUAAAAUUUGAUUUGAACAAGCCUGUUCGAGUUUGCAACAUCUGCUUUGAUGUCUUGACUCUGGGAGGAGUCUCUUAGUAUGCUGUGCAAGGAAGAGGAUUCCCCAUCAGCCCUCUUCUGACAGCAGCUCUGCCAACAAGCUGUACCAACAGGGAGGGGAGGCCUAUAUACAUGUCUGUCUUCUGCAAUAGACUGAACUAAUUAAGGACCAUGUUAUGAUAUAUUCCAAUAUAAAUGAUUUUUGUAUGAUUGUAAAUGUAUUGGGCUGUGAUGGAUGUCACUAGGAAGUGGAGUGGAUUGCUCACCCCUAAGUGAUCAACAAAAUUGAGUGGGACCCUCUUCUAGUUGCAGUGGGGUAUGGAACUUAAAGCCACAUUAGCCUGGUGUCCUGUACUGAUCCAAAUAACCAAAACAGGCCUGUGCUUAACCAUGGUGCAUUGCACUGAGCUACUCCCUUAGGUCCUGCCACUUCUAGGCUGUGAUGGAGAUGGCACUGAACUUCAGGGUAAAUGGUAACUGUUCCCUUUUGCAUUGUCUUCACAAAGAUAAAGGCUCCCUCUUUCUGUAUAGAAAGCUUUUUUUUAUAAAGCUGGACUGUGCUGUUACAACCACUACUCAUUUCAAGGCUAGUUUUCAAGCAGGGUUUAACUUCAUUCAUAACUCAAGAAUUGUGGCCUUACAAUAGAAAGCUUUACAACAUCUCCAUGAUGCAAAGCAGUCAGGAUUAUAGUUCCACAUUGAUACCUCCCCUUAGUAAUGGUCUCAUUAGCUUUAGCAUGUUCAAGAGAACUGCAGUCUUUACUUCUGCUCAUGCCUACCAGAUUUGUCAGUCUGCUUGUGUUGCACUUUCAUACUUGUGUUGCAGGGCCUGCCUCCCACACACCCACACUUUUUUGUACAAAAACUCAAGUGCUCUGAGAAGACCUAAGCUUACACUAAACGAGGAAACACUAACGCAGAUUGCAUAGUCCUAACUUGCUGAAGAGCAAUAUAGUGCUGGAGGUGCAAUUAUGAAUCCUGUAAGGCAGACAAGUUACCUGAAUGCCUUUUCUUUCUUUGAGACCUGGUGUAGGGGAGAGCCAACACGCUGGCCAAGAAAGAACAUGCUGCUGCCCUGCUAGAUGUCCAAUCAAGGUCUCAAAUUCAAGCGGAGGGGGUUUGUUGUUGGCAGUGCUUGAAGGUUCACUGUUAGAUCUUUGCCACUAAUUUUGAAAGGAGAUUGAUCUGCGUUGUUAAUUGGCCUUUUGUCUCAAACUGCAGCAAGCUUUUCUUCUGGGCUUGGCUGUGGCCACUCCUUAAACAGGUUGAAUCUAGGGGCAGGGUGCAGGGGGGGAUGACAGUUUCUCUUCAAAGUAGUCUGUAAAUUACUUGGGUGCUAGUAAGCACUUGCCCAGAUUUUUUUUUUUUUUUUUUUUAAAUUGGCUGUAGUAUUUGUAGGCCAAUAUUACAGACAUGCUAAAGAAAAUGUGUGCUUAAGAACAAAAUCUUACCUUGUUUAAGUUUUAACCCUAGGAGGGAGAGAGUAACACCCAACAUUUCCUAAUCUCUGCUCCAUGGACAACUUGUGUACAUAUUUAUUCUUUUUCACUAACCACUACUCAUGUACACAAGUACGUUUUUGGGAGAAAAUAGUUCAUUUCGGUUGCGUGGUCUAGAAUAGUGACACGGCAGUGCAAGACUUACCUAAGAUGUAAAAUGAGCUGAUAAACCAGAGUGCUACUCUUCUACAUUUCUGUGACUUACAGGAUAUGUUUACUUUGGGCUGGGGGGUGGGUGGGAAACCUUGGGCUGGUGCAGUAAAAAGGUUUUGGAAGACCUUGUCAAGGCUGCUGUUAAUGUAUUGUCAUAAGAGUUUCAGUAAAUUGCUUGGUCUUCCAACAUGUAGGUGCAAAAACUGGAACCCUGAACCUGGUAACACUAGGGUGGAAUAAUAGACUAACUCUCUAAUGCAAUUAUGAUAUGAUUAGUGUUAAUGCCAGUUACAAUCUCCUUCCAGCAGAGCUCACUAAGUGAUGCCUCUAAUGUAAAUCUUAGUUUCUGUGCAACUCUCAACCUGCAGCAGGCUUGUUCUAAGAGUUGAGAGGAAGGGCAUAAAUGCAUUUGACAGAAAAGUACAGCUUUUUGUGUGCAUUUUGGAUGACCAGAACUGAUGGGAAAUAUAAGAAUAGUUUCAUAUGGUUUAUGAUGGUCUUUAAAUGUCACAAUUCAGUUUGACAAAAACAGUGUAAAUUCCACUGUCUUGUCAAAUGGUUGGUUUAGACCAGUUGACUAACUUGAUCCAGGAAUAGUGUGUAACUUGUUUAGUUUGAUCCCCUCCUAAAAACAAAACAAAAAACCCCCCAAACUGUCAAGCAGAGAAAUUAGUGGCCAAGGAAUUUAAAUGCAGCACUGGAGGGAUUGUUAUUUCGGGAACUGCAGUGAUCUCUAACAUGGAUUGCGUUAAAUUUCAUGGAAAGCUUUUUAACUAAAAGCAUUUAAACCAACCACCAGUGGAGUUGCUGAGCGAUAGAAACAAGCUGCUUGACCCCUGCCAUUCUAAUCAGUUCCUUAAGCUGCUGAGACCAGUAUUGCUCAGGUUUUGUAACAACUGGAGCAUCCGAGACCUGCAGUAGGUUCCACCUCAUACCACCGCCUCCCUGCUCCUACUAACUGAGUGGCAUAGAAAUUGUUGAUUUUUCUGUUUUUAAAACAAAUGGAUAGUCUGCUGGCAAAUACUGCAUAACUCCUAAGAUUCUAGCAAUACUGGUUUUGUAAUAGACUAUCUGCUCCUCGAGCUUAAGGGAAAGCUUGGCUAUAACUAGCCCUGUAAUAUACACACGUUGGGUUCUGCAGACUGAAUUCACAGUACAUUUCAACAAAAUUGAUAAAUGAAGUGCCUUUUUCUUGUGAGACUGUUUCAUGGCAGUCAGUUUGUAAUGGACUAUGCUUUCUGCUGGGAUUAAAAACCACACAAUUUAACUAUGAAACCCAAUAACUUAGCCUCUUGGUUUCCUGUAUUGCACAACUGAAAUCCACUCGUGUCUGCUGCCUUCUGUUUAGAAUGAGGGAGCAGUUUUUUUUUCCCCCUCCCAUGAGGGAAAACUUGAGUCCCUGUUCCUUUCGACACAAUCCACUGAGUAUCUGGGUGGUGGUGGUGUUUCCCUUGGACUUCCAAGUAUGAAUGGGAGGUUCCCUGCUAAUACUCUAGUGAACUGGAAGCUCUGGGACAGCCUUUUUUUUUUUUUUUUUUUGUCAACACAUUUCUAGUUUUUUGAAAACAAAUGCACUUCUCGUAUCUGGCAAACAACAUUGUGACCAAACUAUUUUUGCUGUCCUUGGAUAGUCGCAGGCUGGACUGAGUGACCCUGGAGACUGCUUUUGAGGCAAGAAAGGAUUUCAGUCCUGUGAAAUGGGCUCAGAACCACCAGCAAAAUGGCUGGGAAAAGCUUGUGCUGCAGCUGCUUGUUCGUGGAUAAACAGAGGAACUCCGUUUCCAGAAGAGAUGCCCAGCACAAAAUGGACUACAUUUUUGAGCUUGUCUUUGGAUAUUUAAAGUUUGCGGGAAAGGAAACCUGGCACUGUUUCACACUACUAAGCAUAGUAGAAAUGUUUGGUGUUUAAAACGGUACUAAUACAGCAUCACUAAGUAGCUUCCUAAAAGCUGUCAUACAGAUGACCAAUGACUUGUACAAUUUCCUUUUUUUAUGUAGCCUAUGUACUCUAAAUCUCUGUUCAUAAUACAGGGUGUCUUGUAGACCGAAUGCAGUAGUUGACAAAUCCUUGGAUGAAUUUCCCUGACAUCAGGUUCAUGGCAGGGUUAGAUAUUAGACAUUUUCACUUACCUGGUUUUAUUGAAAUGUGAAAGAUGGGGUCAUUGGAAAGCCUAUGGAUAGCUGAAAGCAGAACUCUGAAACUUGUCAUACCUUCUGUGAACUAGUCAAGUCUUAAAGCAAUGGUAUUUUUAAUGGCAUUGUUUGUUUGUCUGGAGUCCAUUGUAAAAAGAAUGUAUCUUUUUCUUCCCCUAAUAUUAAUUAUUUCAUUGUGUAACAAUUCCUUGUAAUAAACUCUGCAUAACAAGA
Alligator sinensis (Chinese alligator) is the source of this 7503-nucleotide messenger RNA. It is a transcript of the gene ANKFY1, whose product is annotated as ankyrin repeat and FYVE domain containing 1. Gene Ontology annotation, molecular function: metal ion binding; small GTPase binding. The record is from RefSeq and is a predicted model, not a curated record. NCBI's taxonomy places the organism in Eukaryota, Metazoa, Chordata, Crocodylia, Alligatoridae. Bases 17 to 3523 code for a protein of 1168 amino acids. The transcript is spliced from 25 exons. Gene Ontology annotation, biological process: Golgi to lysosome transport; retrograde transport, endosome to Golgi. Gene Ontology annotation, cellular component: endosome membrane.